AUGGCAGACUGGCAACACCUUCUCCAAUCAAUCUUCAUAGGUCUUCUCUUCUCUUACCUCCUCGCCAAACUCAUUUCCAUCGUCGUUUCAUUCCAACACGACAAUCUCCAAAUCACCCGAGGCACUUCGUCUCCAAAACCCCAAUCGAGCGACACCACCGCCAGCAAAGACCCUGCCACCACUACCACCACCACCACCGACUAUCACUACCAGCACUCUCAUGGUGAUGUUGACUCGGUGGUUGCAGAACAAGGAAGUGUGCGAAAUGAGAGCGUGUCAGGGAGUGAUGUUGGUGGUGAUGAUGAUGAUGAUGAUGAUUGGGAAGGUGUGGAGAGUACGGAAUUGGAUGAAAUGUUUAGUGCGGCGACGGCAUUUGUGGCGGCAGCUGCGGCCGAUCGGGUUUCGUUGAAGGUAUCGAGUGAUUUGCAGUUGCAGCUUUAUGGGUAUUAUAAGAUUGCUACUGAAGGUCCUUGUACUAGUCCUUCUCCUUCUGCUCUCAAAAUGACUGCCCGUGCCAAAUGGCAAGCAUGGCAGAAAUUGGGCGCUAUGCCACCAGAAGAUGCUAUGCAGAAGUACAUUGAUAUUGUUACAGAGCUGUAUCCUACUUGGGCUUCUGGUUCAGCUGUGAAGAGCAGAGGCAGAGAUGGUGUUGGACAGAACACGGAUGGCAGAGGACCUAUGGGACCAGUUUUCAGCACUUUUGUCUAUGAGGAGGAAUCAGGAACUGAGUUGCACAACCCAAACAAGCUUAAUGGUUCGUUGUUCCCAAUUUUCAGGAAAAUGGAUGCCAUUCAUUCCUUUGCCAGAGAAGGAGAAGUGAAUAAUUUGCUCAAAUGUAUUGAUGGUGGUGUUUCUGUGGACUUGAAAGUGAGUGAUCAUCGGGCUUAUCAUGCUUGCCAGAGCAUUAGCAUACCAGAUAGUGAGGGUCGGACUCCUUUGCAUUGGGCUGUAGAUCGUGGUCACCUUAAUAUUGUUGAGGCACUUGUUGGAAAGAAUGCUGACAUAAAUGCAAAGGAUAAUGAAGGCCAAACCCCAUUGCAUUAUGCUGCUGUCUGUGAGAGAGAAGCAAUUGCUGAAUAUCUUGUGAAGCAAAAUGCAGAUACAGAUGCAAAGGACAAUGAUGGCCAGUCUGCCCGUGAUAUCUGUGAGUCAGAUUGGCCUUGCCUGCAACCCGCCGAAACAAAGACCGACUGA
Molecule: messenger RNA, 1194 nt
Organism: Dovyalis caffra
Lineage: Eukaryota; Viridiplantae; Streptophyta; Magnoliopsida; Malpighiales; Salicaceae
Source: the annotation of a GenBank genome assembly